AUGUAAAAUGAAAUAGCUAUGUUAAAGAUGCAAAUGGGUAUAAUGGAAAAGGAUUAUAAAAGAAGAAUUCAAAUCCUAGAAGAUAGAAAUGUUGAUUUAACAUUAUAAUUAGAGGAAACCAGAAGAAGUGCAGAAUAAAGAGUUGAUAAUCUCUACAAAGAAAUGAAGUAAUCAGCUAUUUCAACUGUAAGUGAACCUAUCAUCAAAUAUGAAUACAUUAAGACACCUCAAACAUCAUCUAUUAAGUAAUUAAAUAAUUACAAUUAUCAAUCUCAAACUUCACAGUAGUCAAAUCGUCAGUUGGAAAAUCUCAAUCUAGUUUUAGAAACUAAAAUGUAAGAAAUCAAGGCUUUAGAGGAAAGGUUGUUAUUAAUGAAAUAAUAAUACUAAUAAUAGUAGGAUUAAUUAACAUAGCACUAUGAGAAUAUUUUGAAGACAAAAAUAAAGAAUGAGUUAGCAGCAUUAAACGUCUAACAUGAAAAGUAGGUUCAGUAAUAUUAAAUUGAAAUUUUUAAUUGGUAAUACAAAAUCAAAGGGCAAGAUGAAAGGUUUAAGAAAAUUAUUGAUGAGAAAGAUAGAUUGAUUGAGGAAUUAUAAUUUAGAAUAUCAGAAUUUGAGAAUAACGAUCUCAAAGAUUAAAUGAAAUAAAUGCAAGAGGCAAAUAUUCGAUUAAAAGAAGAAUAUAAUAUGAUGAAGAAAGACUUCAAUGCUGAAUUAGAAUUAUUGAAUGAUAAACAUUAAGGUGAUCUAUAACUUGCUUUCUAAUAAGGGUUCGAAUAAGCAGAUAACAAUUAAAAGGUUUCUUUAGAAUUAUAAAAAAUUAAUGGUUUAUACAAAUAAACUAAUGAAAAGGCUUUGAAACUUGAAGCUGAAAACAGAUAGAUUAAUUUAUUACUAGCCACAUAUUAAUAAGAAAUCUAAGAAUGGAAAGACAAGUAUCAAACAACGAUUAUUAAAUAAAAAGAAGAAAUUGAAAAAUUGAGAUAAAGUUUUGAUAGAUAAAAAAAAGAAUAAUUAGAUCUAACUUUCAAUGCAGAAUAUUUAUAAGAGAAAAAUAAGCUUUUAUUUUAAUUAGAAUAAUGUAAUAAAUAAAUUUAAUAGCUUCAAUAAAUAAAUGAAAAAAAUGAAAGAGAAUUAAAAUCAUUUUAUAGUGAAUAAUUCAAUUCUACAUAAUUAAAUAAUGAAAUUUAAUAAUUGUAAAGAUAAUUACAAAUAAGUACUAGCGAUUUUGAAAAUUACAAAAAAAAAUCCGUCAAAAUUGAAAAAUAAUAGCAAGAUGAUAUUUCUAGAUUAACAUUGGAAUUAAAAAAUAUUAAAAAUAACUUAGCCAAUAGCACUGAAGAUAGGCAUAAAGCAUUAUAAGAAAAAUAAAUUGAAUUAGAUCAAUUAAAAACUAAACUCUAUGAGUUUGAGCAAUAAAAUAGAAAUUAUGUAACUGAAAUAGAAAGGUUAAAAAAAGAAAUAAAACAAUAAAAAUAAUAAUAUUAAGUAUAAAUUGAGAAAAUGAAUGAAGAAAUAAGCUAACUAAAUGAGAAGAUUAGUUUAUUAUCUAUGGAGAGAUAUAACUUUGAACAAUAAUUGGCUAAAUAAAAAUAAUAAAAUGAAUAAAUGGAAGGUUUAUAAAAAAACUUAUAAAAUAAUUUGUUGUAAUUUAAUCAAGCAAUUGAGUAAUUAAAUUAGGAAUUAGAUGAAGAAAAAAAUAAUACAUAAUUACUAUUAAAUAAGGAAUAUAAUUAUAAAUAAUAAAUUUAAUAAUUAAAUAAACAAGUGAAAGAGUUGGAAUAUUAGAAUGAAUAAUUAAUUUAAGAAAUCCAAAACAUUUAAGAUCAAAUUUCAUCUUAUGAAUCUGAAUUAUAAAAUAUUGAUCUUGAAAGAAAGAAGAAAUAAUAAUAAAUAGAAAAUUUGGAAAAAAAAUACAAAAAUGCAAUUGAUGAAUUAUAAAUUAAAGAUGAUGAAUUGAAUGAAUUAACUACAAAUCAUUAUAAUGAAUUAGAACAACAAAAGUCUGAUUAUAUAAGAUAAUUUGAAUAGUAGAGAAGAGAAGUGUAAAAAUUAGUGAAUUCAAUUUAAGAUAAAGAAAUUUAGAAUUAAUAAUAUCAAGAUUAGCUUAUAAAAUUAGAAUCUGAAAACAGUAAGUUGAGAAAUUAAAUUUAAUUUUUGCAAAUAGAAAAUAAUGAGAUGGAGUAGUAAAUAAGAAAAUAAUAGGUUUAAUUUUAGAGCAAUAUUGAUAAACUAGCAGAUUAGGAAGUUUAAAGAAAUUCUUUAAUAGAAAGACAUUCAUAAAUGAAUUAUUGA
Molecule: messenger RNA, 2295 nt
Organism: Paramecium sonneborni
Lineage: Eukaryota; Ciliophora; Oligohymenophorea; Peniculida; Parameciidae
Source: the annotation of a GenBank genome assembly